CUUGUCUUCAUCACCAACUCUCCCUCACCGUCGCAUCGCGCCAGCAUGGACGAGGGCACCGAACUCGUCGAGGCAUACGACUACCUCUUCAAGUUCGUCAUUAUCGGCGAAUCCGGCACCGGCAAGAGCUGCCUUCUCUACCAAUGCAUCCAUGAAAUGUUCAAGGAGAACGCCGCACACACCAUCGGCGUCGAGUUCUCGAGCCGAACGAUCCGCAUAGGCGACCGGAGCGUCAAACUACAGCUUUGGGAUACCGCAGGUCAAGAACGCUUCCGCUCCGUCACGCGGUCAUACUAUCGCGGCGCGGCGGGCGCCAUCCUCGUGUAUGAUAUCACGAAGCGCAUGACGUUCGCCAACCUCGACCGCUGGCUGCAGGAUGCGCGCGCUCUCGCGAGCGAGCACCUCGUGCUCGUGCUCGUGGGGAAUAAACUGGAUCGCGACGACGACCGCGAGGUGGAGUAUGUGGAGGGCGAGCGGUGGGCGCAAGAGAAUGGCGUUCUCUUCGUCGAGACGUCAUCCUUGACAGGAGAGAAUGCGAGCACGCCCUUCCUGCUCGCGGCGCGCGCGAUUCUCGAGGGCAUCGACGCGGGCACGAUCGACCCGGACGUCGCAGGCAGCGGCGUGUCGUACGGCGAGCGCCAGCUGCGCGCAGUUUCGUCGAGUGGGCGGCUGAACGGCAUGCCUUGGCGGCGGCGGCGGCGAGACAGUAUCUCGAUCCGCGAGAUGGUCGGCAGCGGAUCGCGGUGUACCUGCUGAGUCGGCCGGCCGCAUAGCGGCUAUGGCGAUCCUUGCAUCUGACCUCAUCGCUACCAUGCCGUUUUACCUCAAUCCUCCAUUUCUAGAGCACCACUUUCCCCUUUGCUAUUGUACGACCACAUAAUGCAUGUAUGGCCUAUCCGGCGGGCCCGUACCGC
This is a messenger RNA of Cutaneotrichosporon oleaginosum, 914 nucleotides long. RefSeq lists its product as uncharacterized. Gene Ontology annotation, biological process: regulation of endocytosis; vesicle-mediated transport. Gene Ontology annotation, cellular component: plasma membrane; recycling endosome. NCBI's taxonomy places the organism in Eukaryota, Fungi, Basidiomycota, Tremellomycetes, Trichosporonales, Trichosporonaceae. The record is from RefSeq and is a predicted model, not a curated record. Gene Ontology annotation, molecular function: GTP binding; GTPase activity.